This is a messenger RNA of Dicentrarchus labrax (European seabass), 1509 nucleotides long. Its product is annotated as CD81 antigen. The transcript has 8 exons. The record is from RefSeq and is a predicted model, not a curated record. NCBI's taxonomy places the organism in Eukaryota, Metazoa, Chordata, Actinopteri, Moronidae. The coding region runs from base 150 to 866 and encodes 238 amino acids. Gene Ontology annotation, cellular component: membrane.
UUGCAGCAUAGAGGCGCUUACACCCCAACUAGACUGAAUAAACUGAGUCCUCUGGCAGAGACUGAUCUGGGACAGUGAGACUGGCCACACUGACUGUUUGAUUUGGGCAAAAGGACGAGCUGAUAAAAAAAAAAAAACAACCUUGCAACAUGGCUGUGGCAGGCUGCACCAAAUGCAUUAAAUAUAUGUUAUUUUUCUUUAAUUUUAUAUUCUGGCUGGCCGGAGGUGUGAUCUUAGGAGUGGCCCUGUGGCUCCGCCAUGACAGUCAAACCAGCAACCUCCUCAUACUUCAGUUUGAAGGCCAGCAGGCACCAGGGACCUUCUAUAUCAGUGUGUACAUACUGAUAGCUGUUGGGGCUGUGAUGAUGCUUGUGGGCUUCCUCGGAUGUUACGGUGCCAUUCAGGAAUCUCAGUGCCUGUUGGGGACAUUCUUCUUCUUUUUGGUGAUCCUCUUCGCUUGUGAAGUGGCUGCAGCAAUCUGGGGUUUCAUGAACAGGGACACAAUCUCCAAAGAACUGAUCAACUUCUACGACUCUGCGUACAUCAAGGCUGUGGAUGUCUCAGGUUCUCCCAGUAAAGACUCUGCCAUCAAGGUCCUGGAUGUUUUCCACACUACGCUCGACUGCUGUGGUAAAGGAGAUGACACCGCUCUCUUCAAACAAGUCGUCGGUACCUUGUGUCCCAGAAAAUCUCCAGAAGAUUUUCUGAAAUCUCAGAGCUGUCACGAUAAGCUGAUCGAGCUGUUCUCGGAGAAGCUCUACCUGAUUGGUCUGGCCGCCUUAGCGGUUGCCGUCAUCAUGAUCUUCGAGAUGAUCUUCACCAUGGUGCUCUGUUGUGGGAUCCGUAACAGCCCUGGGGUGUAUUAGCAACACAUCAAUCCACUUCAGCCUAUAAUGGAAUUAUUUUCUUAUGUGUUUCUGUGCAUCAGCUCCUCUUCCUUGUGAUUAUAGCAUAACAAGAUGGAUAUCUCUCCAUUUACUUUAGAUUAGAAAAUACAACUUGUUUUUGAUUUUGCUAAUCUGUCAAACACUUGUCUUUCUCACACAAGAAUUUAACCUCUAUCGGUCAGAUGUUCUUUAUUUAUCAAACAACACUUACAUACAGAUAUUUUAUACAUACAGCGUGUUGUGAAAUAUUUCUCUGAAGUCAUUGAACUUAAUGCUGUUUUUAAUGGAUGUAUAAAUUGUAUAUAUACUUUUCACAUGUUUUAUAACACUUGGGAGAGUCCAUGUAUUCCCUGUUGAUUGUUUAUGAUGCAGUGCUGCAGUGUUAUAAUAUAAUUUAAGCAGCAGGGUUUCAGUGGUCUAAGCUAAUGUACCGUCUCACUCUAACGAUUAUCAAGAUGACGAGUUAGCCUGUGUGUUUUUUUAGUCGACUGUGUGUCUCUUCUUUGUGCCUAAUGGAACAUUUUCAUGCCGUCUUCCUUAACUCGUGAAACACUUAAACAAUGACAUAAACAGUAUUCUCAAUCAACUUGUUCUAAUAAUGCUAAUAAAUUAUGUCACCUUC